Doryrhamphus excisus (bluestripe pipefish) is the source of this 1168-nucleotide messenger RNA. RefSeq names its product mitochondrial ribosomal protein L4 (gene mrpl4). The record is from RefSeq and is a predicted model, not a curated record. NCBI's taxonomy places the organism in Eukaryota, Metazoa, Chordata, Actinopteri, Syngnathiformes, Syngnathidae. Gene Ontology annotation, molecular function: structural constituent of ribosome. Gene Ontology annotation, biological process: translation. Gene Ontology annotation, cellular component: ribosome.
GUGACGUCAUCAUGUGCGACAAGUGUUUGUCAAAAAAGGGCGACAAACGGCGACCCUGACUUCUCAUGUGCAUGGAUGUUCUUCCUCACGGUACAGCGAUUUUAACAGGGACAAGUUCACGCCGCUUUUGCUAUGGGGACGUCAGCGUGACGGCGCCGCAGGAAUAGAAAUGUUUUCGCGUUUUUCUGCUUUGCUGCUGAGCGGCAGAGGAGCCGCCGCCACAAGAUUUGCGUCUUCACUGGCAGGUGAAAGCAAUCUUCCUCGUAAUUUGCUGUUGCCUUCCAACCUGGUGGAUCCUUCCAGAACAAAGCGUCCGCCUCCCCUGGCAGACUCCCCCCUGCCUCUUCUGAGGUCAUGUGAUGCAGACAUUCCCGCUCACUUGUCCCCCGUGCGAAUGUGGGUGGACACUCUGGGCAGGCCCGACAGCGAGCCGCUGGGCGUGGCCGAGCUGCACCCGGACGUCUUCGCCGUUCCUCCCAGACUUGAUAUCAUCCACAGUGUGGAAAUGUGGCAGCGAAGUUACAAACGCAUCAGCUAUGCCAAGACAAAAGUGAGGUCAGAGGUGAGAGGGGGCGGUCGCAAACCGUGGAACCAGAAAGGAAGCGGUAGAGCUCGCCACGGCAGCAUCCGAUCGCCAAUAUGGAGAGGAGGGGGCGUGUCUCACGGACCCCGUGGGCCCACCAGCUACUACUACAUGCUGCCCAUGAAGGUCCGCGUGCUGGGUCUCAAAGUGGCGCUGAGCUCCAAAGUCGCUCAGGGUUACCUUCACAUCGUGGACUCCCUGAACAUCCACAGUCCAGAUCCGCAGGACUUGAUGGACGCCAUCAGACACAAAGCGUGGGGGGAGUCUGUGCUGGUCGUGGAUGUAGGGGAAGACUUUCCUGCCAACAUCCUGGAGGCCACGGCCACGCUCAAGACCAUCAACCUCAUUCCAGCCAUUGGUCUGAACGUGCACAGCUUGUUGAAGCAUGAAACCGUGGUCCUCACGCUGCCCACGCUACAGUUCCUGGAGAAAAAGCUGCUGUGGCACGACCAGCGCUACACACCACUGUACCCUUUCAAACUGCCAUACUCGGACUUCCCGUAACCCCCCCCCAUCUCCGUGUUGGACCAUAAAACCAUUUAUUAAUAAAAACAUGCUAAAACAAUGAAAGUCCAAAAUCAAUAA